GGCCCCGCGCGGCCGCCGUGCGGGGCGGAGCGGGGCGGGGCGGGCGGCGCAGUUUGAACGCGAACGGGCGGCGGGAGCGACCCCCCUGAGAGCGCCAUGGCGGGCACGGCCCCCGGCAGCGCCCGGCCCCUCCGCGGACAGUCCUUCUACCUCGACCUGCCCGCCGGCACCAGCGCCCGGCACCUGGCGGAGGCCAUCGAGCGGCUCGGCGGGGUGACCGAGAGCUUCCUCAGCAAGGAGGUGACGUGCGUGGUGUCCAGCAACAAGGAGGCCAAACGGGGCAGAGCCGGGACUGGGGACGGGAAGCAGAGCCACCCAACCUCAGGAGACACCAACCCCACGAGCUCAGGGCCUGCUGCCUCCAGAGGGAACCCACCCAGGCCUCACCAGAAGCCACCAGACACUGCCCUGCUGAGCCGGGGGAAGGAGCUGCUGCAGAAGGCCAUGAAGAAGCAGGACACCUGCAGUGGCAGCAGCAUCCUCGCCAACGCUCGCCUGUGGGGAGUCCAGAUCCUGCACGUGGAUGACAUGGUGUCCUACGCCCAGCAGCUGCUGAGAGCCAUCUCUGGAGCCAGGAAACGCUGCCAGAAGACAGAGGGGAGAUGCCUUGCCUCUGGAUCCAAAAUUCACAAAGCAGGAAAACUGAAGCCCCCUUUUCUGAAGGUUGAGGACCAGAGCAGGCAAUUCCGGCCCUUCCAUCACCAGUUCCAAAGCUUUCCCCACCUGAACUUCCUGGCUCCCAAAAGCUGCAGCCCCUUUGAGCCUCUGAAAAGCCUCUCGAAUCCCUGCCAGGCCAGGGCUGAGGGCAGCGAUGGAGGGAAGAGCCCCCGCUCCAGUGCAGCUCCCAGGAAACGGAGGGGCUUCUGUGAGUGCUGCCAGGAGACCUUUGAAGAGCUGCAGAAGCACCUCCAGAGCCCCCGGCACCAGCGCUUUGCCCAGGAUGACUCCCAGUACCUCCCCGUGGAUCGUGUCAUCUCACAGCUCACCCACAGCUCCCUGCAGUGCUCACACAGGGUGCCACAGUCCUACCUGGCAGAUGAACAUUUAGUGCCUCAAGCACAUGGUACUGGAGAACUGGAGAUGCUGACAGAGCUGGGAAAGGAAAGGGAGCAGCCUGAGCAGGGUACUGUGGAACUGGUGAUGGAUACGGAGCAGGAUCACGACCUGGAGAUCAAGGGAUGUUCCCCCUGCCUGCCUGGGGACAGGGUCAGAGAUCCCAGAGAAGGAGGGGGGCUGUCAGAGCAGGGCUCUGUGGGGCUGCCCAGGGGAGCAGAGCUCAGUGGAGGAGUCUGUGCUGCCCAUGGCACCACCGAGGGGGCCGGGCUGGGGCCUGCAGGGCUGGGCUCGGCCCCUGCCCUGGGCUGGGAAUCCUGUGCAGCAGCUGCUCCUCCAUCUGAACCUCGUGGACAGCAAGUGCCUGGGUCUGUGAGCCACCCCCCAGCGGCACUGCCUGUCCCCAGGAAGCGCCAGCUGUCCCCCAGCCAGAGCUCCCAGGUGGGGAAGAGGCCCAGGCUGGAGCAGGGGCAGCAGAUGGGCCCGGUGCGUGGUGGGCUGGGGGCACAGGGUGCAGGGCAGAUGCCUGGGCCAGGCCUGCCCGGUGUGCCAGGGGCUGGCAGGCUGGCCCUGCACACACAGCUCUGCAGCAGACCUCGUGGCUCCCUGGCUUUGGAUCCGUGCCCGGGCGGGAGCCCUGGGGACCCGGGAUCCCCGGGAGCUGUGGAUGCUGCGGGAGCCGCUCCAGCCAGCGCCGCCGGCGAGCGUGGCUGGAGCGGGGCGGGUGCGAGACCCGCAGGGCAGCAGCUCCGAUGGGAGGACGGUGCCACCCCCGGCAGGGCGAGCAACCCGGGCCUGGAGAGCACAGCGAGCGGCAGGAGCAGCUGCCCCACUGGCCGCCCGCCCGCGGCUGGGGCCAGAUGUUGCUGCUCAGUCUGUGUCGGGGCGGCAGAAAAAGCAUCCCCCGAGGCUGCCGAGCUCCCCGGGCACAGCGCAGAGCGGGCACCGUGCCCUGGGCUGCUUCCCCCUCCCGCUCGGAGCACACGGAGCUUCGGCGAGAGCUCCUCCGAGUCCGACUGGGAUGUGCAGCUGCUGCCGGGUGUGCAGGGCAGCGGGAUGGCGGCUGGGGACAAGGACGUGGGACACAGGACACAGGGCAGCGGGAUGGCGGCUGGGGACAGGGCCGUGGGACACAGGACACAGGGCAGCGGGAUGGCGGCUGGGGACAGGGACGUGCUGCACAGGACACAGGGCAGCGUGGGGGACAGCGGGUACGAGUGCCGGCUGCGCUCGGUGCUCCGGCGGGACCCGCAGCCGGGCUGGGCGGCUCAGGACAGCGGGAGCUGCCGGACCUGCUGCACGGGCACCACGGCAGCCCCUUUCCCUGUGCUUGAGACGUUUUGUGGCAGCUGGACGAGCUGAAAACGCCUCCUGGACCAAAGUGUGGGAGAUGGCAAGGGGCUGGGAAGGGAUUUGGCCAAGCCACUCUCCAUGUCAGGAGCAGGAAGCACAUCCAAGAGUGAGGACCACCAGCAGUCUGGACACUUCCUUCUCCUGUUGGGAACUGAUGGGGAUGCAGUCUCUUCACUGCCCUUGGCUGUGUUCUAGGCUGGCAUCUCCCCUCCUCUCUGCUAGCCACGUUGAGAGCCAGCAGCUUCCUCCAGCUCCUCGUGGAGCUGCUGACACAGUGGUCCCUCUGGAAGUCUCUCUUCAGCAGGAAUGUGUUCUUGGCCCUUCCAGAGUGUGACAGCAGGUGCCAAGACGUGGGAGGGAAGGGUCGAGGGGGUGAGAUUUUUUCUGCUCCUCACAUGGUUUGGGAGGGGUUGUUUUUUAGUAUUUACAGAUGUUUUUCACAUGUUUUUAACAUGGUUUGUUGGGGGGGGGGGUUAGCAAACUUUUAAACUUUGUAAUAAAAUGGAAGGUGAGAUCCUG
This is a messenger RNA of Myiozetetes cayanensis, 2925 nucleotides long. It is a transcript of the gene DBF4B, whose product is annotated as DBF4 zinc finger B. Gene Ontology annotation, molecular function: protein serine/threonine kinase activator activity; zinc ion binding; nucleic acid binding. The transcript has 11 exons. Lineage: Eukaryota; Metazoa; Chordata; Aves; Passeriformes; Tyrannidae. Gene Ontology annotation, biological process: positive regulation of nuclear cell cycle DNA replication; regulation of cell cycle phase transition. Gene Ontology annotation, cellular component: Dbf4-dependent protein kinase complex; nucleus. Bases 97 to 2415 code for a protein of 772 amino acids. The record is from RefSeq and is a predicted model, not a curated record.